Molecule: messenger RNA, 6355 nt
Organism: Hypomesus transpacificus
Lineage: Eukaryota; Metazoa; Chordata; Actinopteri; Osmeriformes; Osmeridae
Product: cGMP-inhibited 3',5'-cyclic phosphodiesterase A-like
Exons: 13
Coding region: 23-2230 (735 amino acids)
Biological process (GO): positive regulation of oocyte development; oocyte maturation
Cellular component (GO): cytosol
Molecular function (GO): 3',5'-cyclic-AMP phosphodiesterase activity
Source: RefSeq, a predicted model, not a curated record
UUCUCCCUCUGUCUCCCAACAGAUGCUUCCUUACUCAGAAUGGGACCAGAGGAGAGGCUCUCGGGGAUCCCAGUCCUCUGGCACCAGCGUGACGGUGGACAUCUCCGUCAUGGGCGAGGCCCAUGGGCUGAUCUCAGACCUGCUGGCGGACCCCUCCCUCCCCGCCAACACCUGCACGUCGCUGAGGGCCGUAAGCAGCCUGCUCACCACCCAGCUCACCCUGCAGCCCCUGCACCGGCCCCGCCUCGCUCCCCUGCUCAACCUCGCCGACGCCUACACCUGCUCUGACUCUGAGGAGGGGCCCGACAGGGGGGAGAAGAUCCCCUUCCCCAAGCGUCUGAGGAAGAGUCUCCACCCAGCGUUGCUGAGGAGGAUCUCCUCCACCUGGACCACCACCACCUCUGCCACGGGCCUGCCCACCAUGGAGCCUAGCCUUGUGAGGAGGGACCGCAGUGCCAGCAUCAAGCCCUACCACGAAGCCCUCACCUGCAGUUGUGGCAGGCCUUACAUCAAGCUCACUCAUGGAGAAGGAUCCAUAGACAAAGGGGACAGGAUUCACCGGACAGAGGACCAGGUGACGGCGUCGUCCGACUAUGACAGCACCCACGAGGCCAACAAUAGUGACAGCAGUGACGUAGCGCAGACGGAGGAAGACGCAGAGGGCGGAAAAGCCCCCGGGCAGGGGGUCCUCCUGCACCCCAUGAUGCCCCCUGAGGAUCAGCCCCUGCUGGCCCCAGAGCCGUUGGUAAUGGAGGACCUGGAGCCGAUGAUGACUCAGCUCAACAACUGGAACUUUCCCAUCUUCAGCCUGAUGGAGAAGACCAAUGGGAAGUGUGGCCGCAUCCUCAGUCAGGUUUCUUACAGGCUCUUUGAAGACACAGGUCUGUUUGAGACCUUCAAGAUCCCUGUCCAAGAAUUCAUGAACUACUUCCAUGCCCUUGAGAACGGCUAUAGAGAUAUUCCAUACCACAACAGGAUCCAUGCCACAGACGUUCUUCAUGCUGUGUGGUACCUCACCACACAACCUGUGCCAGGCCUGCUCAGCCUCAUCAAUGACCACGGCUCCAGCGACUCAGACUCCGACAGCGGCAUCACACACAGUCACAUGGGCUUCCUGGUGUCGAAGACGUACAGCGUGCUGGAGGACGGCUACGGCUGCCUGUCGGGCCUCAUCCCCGCGCUGGAGCUCAUGGCGCUGUACGUGGCGGCCGCCAUGCACGACUACGACCACCCCGGCAGGACCAACGCCUUCCUGGUGGCCACCAGCGCACCACAGGCUGUUUUGUAUAACGACCGCUCAGUCCUGGAGAACCACCACGCCGCUUCUGCCUGGAACCUCUUCAUGUCCCGUCCUGAGUUCAACUUCCUGGUCAACUUGGACCACGUGGAGUUCAAACGCUUCCGCUUCCUGGUCAUUGAAGCCAUCCUGGCCACCGACCUAAAGAAGCACUUUGACUUCUUGGCUGAGUUCAAUGCCAAGGUCGGGGAAGACCCAGCUACAGGCAUCGAUUGGUCCAAUGAGAACGACAGACUGCUGGUCUGUCAGAUGUGCAUCAAACUAGCAGACAUCAACGGGCCCCUGAAGUGCAAGGACCUCCACCUGCAGUGGACGGAGGGCAUCGUCAAUGAGUUCUACGAACAGGGGGACGAGGAGUCCAGCCUGGGCCUUCCCAUCAGCCCCUUCAUGGACCGCUCAGCCCCCCAGCUGGCCAAGCUCCAGGAGUCCUUCAUCACGCACAUCGUGGGGCCGCUCUGCAACUCCUACGACUCCGCCGCCCUCAUACCCGGGCGCUGGGUGGAGCCCACUCCCAAAGGUGGAGAGGCAGACAUGGCGGAGAAUGAGGUGGAGGAAGAGGAGGAGGAGGAAGAGGAGGAAGAGGAGGAGGACACGCCAGAGGAGGAUGCAUCCACCAGCUCUGAAGCGUCGCAAAAACCGACCCCCAAGAAGAGGAGGAAAGCGUUCUGUCAGAUCACCCAGCACCUGAUGGAGAACCAUGAGAUGUGGAAGAAGGUGAUCGCGGAAGAGGCUCAGAAACAAGGCCAGGGGGCGGAGUCUGCGCGCUUAAACAAUGUAGCUGAGCCAAUCCUGGCCACCCACGAGGAAGAGGAGGAGCCAGGGAGCAAAGAGGAGCUGGUGGAAGGGGAGGAGCCGGAAGAGGAAGCGGAGUGGCCCCUCCCUCCACAGGAAGACUCUGAAACAGCAGAGGAAGUAGAAGGAGACCUGGAGUGAGAAGGCUCAUGGGAUACGUGGCAUCUUUCACAGAGCCAGAACGUGAAUUUAUUUUGUUCUUCAGUCCUAUAAACAGACUCCUGAUUUAUUUGUUGCCAGCACAUCACUAAGACACAACACUGUAGAAGUUGGGGGGGAAAUUUGUGCCUAUAAAAAGAAAACAGGGUGGGGGGAGACAUUACUUGGGUUUUACACAUGAAACCUGAGUAAUCGGGUACAGAGAACCCUCAUGGUUCUCUGUAGGAACUUUCCAUAUUGCAAUACAGGAUCACACAUGUAUGUAAAGCGUAAGGGAUCACAGAACAAUAGACUCAUUUACUACUGUCAAGACCGGCUUGAAAACGGCCUUCAAAGACAUCGGUCCGUUAUGUAAACAAAGACUGUAGAGACUGCUACCAGUUUAUAUCUUAAGAAAUAUUUUCUAAAUGCAAUUAUAUUUCGACAUCACGUUCAAAGUCUAGUUGUUUUCUGUCGUCAGUCUUUUCUCCCGAGUUUUGAUAUAGGAUCUUCUACUGUUUUGCUUUUUCGUCUGUGGAUCAUCUGUGAACCAGUGAAACUGGAGAGAUGAGAAAUGAAGAAUAGGAAUAUCUUUGUUUUCCUCCAUCCACCGUCAAGCUGGUCAUGCGUCUAUCGUCUGUAAACAAUCAGCAGGCCAUCAGCUCUCUCCAUCUCUGUUUGCCAUCACAUCUGCACAUGUUCGCAUUGCCCCCAAAAUCUUCAGCACUCAGACGACAGACGAAACGCUCUUGUCUUCAAUCGGAUACCACAGUUCUCUCUCGCAAAUGGCCAAAAAAGAGAGACUUUUGUAUUGUGUCACCAGGUUUUUUCCUCAGAAUUUUUUGCCUUCAAAGGGUAUCAUUUGUCUCAUUAGAGACCUGAUUAUCUGUUUCCCAACUCUUCCUGAAAGCACAGUAGGCCUAUGCCAUCUUUGAUUUAAAUUAUGGUUUCUAUACCAUUGCUCUUUCCCAUAUUUGAGGUUGUUGUGAAAAUAUCCUAAAAUCAGAUAUAGCUUUAUCAAUGGUGAACGGGGGCGUUCACAACUGAAAUAUUAUUAUGGUGAAUGGUUCAGUAACGAGUUCAGACCUUCUAUAAUGGGUAACCUUUGACUCCUGCCUGUCACGUUGCUAUGGACACUGCUCUCCGCUCCACGCGGAGCCUUUCAGGUAGACCAACCGUGACAUCAUCGGACCCGGCAGGUGAUGUGCAGGAAUGCAGUCAAUGUGACGUGCUCAGCUGAUGUGUCUGUGUAUAUUGAUAUGUGGAUUUACUAGUAGCCUACGGUUUGGAAGCGAUAGCAAAGCAUUACAAUUUUUAAGUGAAAACAAAAAGUGAAUUUCUUCAACAGGUAGUCUACAAGGAACUUGAUAGGAUAUUGGAUGCUAGCACACCUUCACACUGUUAGCGUACUAACUAUUUUUUGCAGAAAAUCAAUAAUCAAUUAUCAAUAAUUCUUCUGAAAUAAUUGUUGAAUGGGAUUAGACGCAGUAUUGGCCAGUAUACUGGCUGGCCCGGGGUCAGGUUUGAAGAAUAAUGUAGAGAGGAUGCUCGGGUUCUGCCCCUGGGGUGAGAGACUGUAUGAGGCAUGCGAACGUGAAUCCUCUCAGUAGUGAGAACAGGGUAACGUGAUUAGGCCUACAUGAAGUCACAUGAUAUUUUGUCCCUCCACUCAAUCCUCUAUCAUGGGAUUCUUCCACCUCUGUAGCAUCUGAUAAGCGAAUUACAUGCUAAAGCGUAGCAUAUGUGGAAACGGAAACAUAGACACACAUUUCAGAUUUGGAUUCGACUUUGUGUGCAGUGCAUUAUCUCCUUUAAUCUUUCAUGGGUCUCCAAAGGUGGAAAUAAUUUUGAGGGUACAGAAAAAUUCUCUGGUUGUUUACAGUAACUCACAUACUCUCCCAUCAGGCCACAAUGGUGGCAGCUUGAUUUAGUAAACCCCCAAAGCAAGGUUCCAAAGACCACACUAGCACACAAUGAUGCCAUAACUAAAGGCUAACCUAGCAGGCUAUUUCCCAUGACACACAACAACAAAUGUAUGUUUAUGUCCAUGUUUAGCAAUCAGGAGAUCCCAUUGAGGUUCAUAAAAAAAGAGGUAUCUCUCUCUCUGUACAACUCAUGGAACAGUGUCUAUUUCACCCAGCAGUUCCUAUACAACAUGCCAACACACUACGUUUCCAACCUAACUCCUAAAUAGAUUCAUGAACAGGAUUUUAUGGGCCACUCUAAAUAGACCAUGCCCCAGGGGGCAAGAGGGGUUAGAGCACACACAUUAUUCAUAUAUAUAUAUAUAUAUUUGUGUGUUUGUGUUUGUUAUGAUUGGAACAACCUCAGAACACCUGACUAGAAUCAGAUUGGAUGCACAAGAAUAGAUCCAACUUAAUGUAAAUGUUACAUGUCUCAUGGCUGUUUUUUUUGUUGCUUUUCUUUGGUGAUUGGUUUUCUCCCUAAACAACUGUUCCUCAGUUUAAGUUUGUUAAACAGCUUCAAAACAACCUAUGUCAGUAUCCCAUUCUCAUAGAUAAAAUAUGCCAUUCUGCUGUACAGAUUAUGCUUUUAAAAGCAUAUAUGUGACUUGAAUCUGUGAGAGGACAGUCCAAUUGUAAUUUUCAAAAUAGUUUAAAAAGAUUAAAUGUUUUUCGUAUAUAUCAACUCAACAGAAUAUGCUUUUUACAUUAGGCUUGUUUGAUUGAUUCAUUUUGUCAUUGAACUCAACUAAUUCCCCCAGCAUUCGUCUGGACAUAUUUAUAUCUCCUAAUGCAUGUUGGGCCACACAUGGGUGUAUGAAAUGCUAUCCUAGGUUGUGAAUGUUGAGUGCACAUGUACAGUGUGUGCGCGUGCGUGUGCGUGUGUGUGUGUGUGUGUGUGCAUGCACGCACGCAAUGUGUGUGUUUAUUCAGCACACUGUGUCAACCUCUAUCAGUACUAGAUAGUCAUAUUUAGGUGUUCAUAGUUUUGAAUGCUUUGCAGUUCUUCCCUCCAAACUGUGAUUCUUCUUCAGUUUGGUCAAAUGAACCCAUGUGUUACAUCGUGCUAUAAUACGAAGUGGGGCGAAGAGGAAGGGUUAAGUGCUGUACCGCUAAAUGUUGCUCCUGAAAGCGCACUCCUCUAAUUCCACCCCUGUCAUGAUGUCUCUCAGGUGGUCAUUGUUAUUCACCGAGCAUGUUCACCAGUCUCUGCUUUGAUCCUCACUGUGCAUGGCCAUCAGAUUGGCUAUGCACAUUGGCAACUGCUACGAGACAUUGGAAAAGUCAAUCUCAGAUUCAUUUGAGUUAUUGUCUGUCCAUUACUCAUUUUUAGUAUUGUGGUUUCUUGAUCUCUGAGUUUACUUUGUUUCAAAAUGACAGAAUUAUCCAUUCUUACACCCACCGUUCACUUAAAAAAAAAAAAGAUAUUGUACUGUUUGUCUUGAUUGCUCUUUAUUUGUGUGCUCCUUAUUCGUUUGCCAUAGUUCUUGACACGUGUUAUCAUUUACAAUGAGAACCAAACAAGCUUUACAGUUCUGUAAACAAAAAAUGAGACUUGUAUUUUUAUAUAGUUGACACAUGAUUAAAAAAUUAAUUGUUUUCUUCUCACUAGUACCUUGCACUUACCACAUGUAGCAAUAUUAACACAAGGAAGAUUACGAUACAGAAUACACAGUAUGUGUUAAGUACAAUUAUUCAUUUUCCUUGCCGGUUGACGCUCCAUUUUGUACAAUAUAUAUGCUGUACAGUAAAGAAAUAUUAAAACUACAAAAACUCUUUUAGAUAUACAUUAUUUAUUUUUACCAUUUUGUAAUUUAGACACUAUACUGUAGCUACUAUAUUGCCAGAAAUUACUGGAAGUGCCUAUUGGUAUUAUGUAUACAGUGAAUAUGUUUUGAGAUCAGUAGAAGUUGUCACAAGCUGAAAAAUUUGGAUGUUGUGUAAUGUGAAUACAUUGAAUUACAAGACUUUGAUUUCUGUGGUACCAAAGUCUCUGUGUGUUUGUUCAUCCAGCGUGAUUAUAUUUUCAUGAAUAAGUGUGACGUGAGUGUAAAUUAAUGUAAAUGUGUCAAAUGCUAGUUCUGCAAGCUCAACAGACAUCCAAAACAUCUCGCUUAGCCAUUGCAACAACGCAUUGUAGAUAUUGUUGAAUCUUGCUGCCAUA